Messenger RNA from Terrapene triunguis (Three-toed box turtle), 2587 nucleotides. It is a transcript of the gene LSS, whose product is annotated as lanosterol synthase. The transcript is spliced from 21 exons. The record is from RefSeq and is a predicted model, not a curated record. Gene Ontology annotation, biological process: triterpenoid biosynthetic process; cholesterol biosynthetic process. Lineage: Eukaryota; Metazoa; Chordata; Testudines; Emydidae. Gene Ontology annotation, molecular function: lanosterol synthase activity. Gene Ontology annotation, cellular component: lipid droplet. The annotation marks the transcript as partial.
GCCGAUGGGAAGCUCUCCUAGAACUUGGCGCUCUGGUUGCUGCGAGGACAGCGUGGGGUGGGAAGGUGCCAGGAAAGGGGAGCGCUGUCAGAAGUAGCCCCCCUGUAUGGGACCGGUUGAGGGUCUGUCAGGUGCUUGCUCCGACAGCACGGUGUGGAGUGCUCAAAGCCAAGCAAAAUGACAUUGGCCCAGCUGUUGCUCCAAGGACUUUCCACUUCCCUCUUGUUAUUUUGCAAAGUCUAAGUGUUGGCAACCCGCUCGUGGCUGAGUGCAGAGCUCUCUGGGUUCCAUGUCUAUUGCCAAUGCUGCAGCAGGCGUCUGCACUGGCCCUGCGCGUCCCAGGGCACUGACUGCCCGAUGCUCAGAGCUGGCAAUGCUUGGUGACAUGCCCGGGAUUUGUCUGGUUCCCUGGGGUCUCUCCAGGUGUUUGCGGAGAAGGGGCGGCCCGUAUAAAACAGAACCUGCGAGUGACCUCACCCGCUGGCGACUGAGCAAUGAAGAAGGGCGGCAGAGUUGGCGCUACCUGGAGGCUGGCGAGGCAUGUGAGCGAGAGCAGAGCGGGCUGGAGGCUCACUGCCUAGGCUUGGACACGAGUAAGUUCUUCAAGGCCUUGCCCCAGGCCUGCACAGCCCAGGAAGCAGCGCUGAAUGGGAUGAAGUUUUACUCUGGCCUGCAGGCGGAGGAUGGGCACUGGGCCGGUGACUUCGGGGGGCCCCUCUUCCUGCUGCCAGUCUUGGUUGAUUGCACGAGCGCUCGGCCAUGUCUGACUUCCCUGCUCUCUGUAUGUGGCAGGCACGUGGAAGACAAAUCGACAGUGUUUGGCACAGCGCUCAACUACACGUCCCUGAGGAUCCUGGGGGUUGGGCCGGAUGACCCGGACCUCGUGAGGGCUCGGAUCAACCUCCACAGCAAAGGGGGUGCUGUGGGAAUCCCGUCCUGGGGGAAGUUUUGGCUGGCCGUCUUGAACGUUUACAGCUGGGAGGGAAUGAACACGCUGUUCCCUGAGCUGUGGUAGGUGCUGAUCCCCACAUCAGCCCCUUGUUCCCCUCGACGUGUCUGGCUGCACUGUCUCAUGGGUCUGCUCCCAUGGCGCGCUAGUGAGCGGAUGGCUAAUCUCCCGCCUGCUCCCUGCCAGGAGCUGUACAUCCAGGACUACUCCAGCAUUGACUGGCCGGCCCAGAGGAAUAACGUGGCUGCCUGCGAUCUCUACACCCCGCACAGCUGGCUGCUCACACUUGCCAAUGCCAUCCUGAACGUGUACGAAGCCCACCACAGCGCCCGGCUGAGGCAGCGAGCCAUCGCGGAGCUGUACGACCACAUCAAGGCUGACGACAGAUUCACCAAGGCCAUCAGCAUUGGCCCGAUUUCCAAGACCAUUAACAUGCUGGUUCGCUGGUACGUGGAUGGGGAGAGCUCUCCAGCCUUCCAGGAGCAUGUCUCCAGGAUCCCUGAUUACCUCUGGCUGGGACUCGACGGCAUGAAGAUGCAGGGCACCAACGGAUCCCAGCUCUGGGACACAGCGUUUGCCGUCCAAGCCUUCCUGGAGGCUGGUGCUCAGAACGACCCGGCAUUCGCUUCCUGUCUGAGACGGGCCCAUGAGUUCCUCAAAAUCACCCAGAUUCCGGAUAACCCGCCCGACUACCAGAAGUACUAUCGCCAGAUGAGCAAGGGCGGAUUCCCCUUCAGCACCCGUGACUGCGGCUGGAUCGUGGCUGACUGCACUGCGGAGGGGCUGAAAUUGGUGAUGCUGCUGCAGGAGAAGUGUCCCUUCAUAGCAGAGCAUGUCCCCACGGGGCGCCUCUUUGAUGCUGUGAAUGUGUUGCUGAGCAUGAGGAAUCCUGACGGAGGCUUCGCGACGUAUGAAACCAAGCGGGGGGGCCGGCUGCUGGAGCUCCUGAACGCCUCGGAGGUGUUCGGUGACAUCAUGAUAGACUACUGCUACGUGGAGUGCACGUCGGCCGUCGUGCAGGCGCUGAAGCACUUCCACGAGGCCUUCCCCGAGCACCGGGCCCGGGAGGUCAGAGAGACGCUGCGCAAGGGCCUGGAGUACUGCCGCAGGGUGCAGAGAGCUGACGGCUCGUGGGAAGGGAGCUGGGGCGUGUGCUUUACCUACGGCACCUGGUUCGGACUGGAGGCCUUGGCCUGUCUGCAGCACACCUACCAGAACGGAGCCGCAUGCAGGGAGGUGGCCCAGGCCUGCCAGUUCCUGGUCUCCAAGCAGAUGGAGGAUGGUGGCUGGGGAGAGGACUUUGAGUCCUGCGAGCAGCGCAGAUACGUGCAGAGCCCCACCUCCCAGAUCCACAACACCUGCUGGGCCCUGCUGGGGCUCAUGGCCGUCAGAUACCCGGACGUUGGGGUGCUGGAAAAGGGGAUCAAGGUUUUGAUUGACAAGCAGCUGCCCAAUGGUGACUGGCCUCAGGAGAACAUCUCUGGGGUGUUCAACAAGUCCUGUGCAAUCAGCUACACCUCCUACCGCAACGUCUUCCCCAUCUGGGCCCUGGGGCGCUUUGCACGCCUGCACCCCGGCAGCACCCUUGCUGGCAAGCUGCAGCCCAGGUCCUUGCACAGCGAAGAGGAGAUCCUGGCU